Canis lupus familiaris (dog) is the source of this 3274-nucleotide messenger RNA. RefSeq names its product proteasome 26S subunit, non-ATPase 11 (gene PSMD11). The transcript is spliced from 14 exons. The record is from RefSeq and is a predicted model, not a curated record. Gene Ontology annotation, molecular function: protein binding; structural molecule activity. Gene Ontology annotation, cellular component: proteasome regulatory particle, lid subcomplex. Bases 446 to 1714 code for a protein of 422 amino acids. Lineage: Eukaryota; Metazoa; Chordata; Mammalia; Carnivora; Canidae. Gene Ontology annotation, biological process: ubiquitin-dependent protein catabolic process.
CCGCAGUGAGCACUAAUAAGAUCGUUUAUUGCCCUGAAUGAAUGCUUAAACGUGGAAGCUACAAAGGAAGCCAAACGUUUUUCAAUGAAUACCUAGGCAGGUGCUCAAAACGUCCCGUCAAGGGCGAGGUAGGAGAGUUGCUUCUUUUGGGGUGGGUGGGGACUAGCCUUCGGCUUUAAUUCUUAGGCACCGCCUCUUUCUCCCGGCGGUCGGCCGCUAGGCGGUGCUGGGGAGCUUGCCGCCCACUAGCUGGGGCGCCCCAGCUCUCCUCCCUCGCCCCUCAAUCCCCGACCCGCGCGGCAAGACUACAACUCCCGUGGUGCUCUGGGAGCGGGAGAGGGCGGGGGGGGGAAACCAUGGGCUAAGAGGGGUGCGAGGGCGGGCUUUCCGGGAGUGUGUUUCCGGCGUCGGCGGCCGCGGCCAGGGACGGUGUGAAAGCGGUAAGAUGGCGGCGGCGGCGGUGGUGGAGUUCCAGAGAGCCCAGUCUCUACUCAGCACUGACCGGGAGGCCUCCAUCGACAUUCUCCACUCCAUCGUGAAGCGUGACAUUCAGGAGAAUGAUGAGGAGGCAGUGCAGGUCAAAGAGCAGAGUAUCCUGGAACUGGGGUCUCUCUUGGCGAAGACUGGACAAGCUGCAGAGCUUGGAGGACUCCUGAAGUAUGUGCGACCCUUCUUGAAUUCCAUCAGCAAGGCUAAGGCAGCUCGUCUGGUCCGAUCUCUUCUUGAUCUCUUUCUUGAUAUGGAAGCAGCAACAGGGCAGGAGGUUGAAUUGUGUUUAGAGUGCAUCGAAUGGGCCAAGUCAGAGAAACGAACUUUCUUACGCCAAGCUUUGGAGGCAAGACUGGUGUCUUUGUACUUUGAUACCAAGAGGUACCAGGAAGCAUUGCAUUUGGGUUCUCAGCUAUUGCGGGAGUUGAAAAAGAUGGAUGACAAAGCCCUUUUGGUGGAAGUACAGCUUUUAGAAAGCAAAACAUACCAUGCCCUGAGCAACUUGCCGAAAGCCCGAGCUGCCUUAACCUCUGCUCGAACUACAGCAAAUGCUAUCUACUGCCCUCCUAAAUUGCAGGCCACCUUGGAUAUGCAAUCAGGUAUUAUCCAUGCAGCAGAGGAGAAGGAUUGGAAAACUGCAUACUCCUAUUUCUAUGAGGCGUUUGAGGGUUAUGACUCCAUUGAUAGCCCCAAGGCCAUCACAUCUCUGAAGUACAUGUUGCUCUGCAAAAUCAUGCUCAACACCCCAGAAGAUGUCCAGGCUUUGGUGAGCGGGAAGCUUGCACUGCGGUAUGCGGGGAGGCAGACAGAAGCAUUAAAAUGUGUGGCUCAGGCUAGCAAGAAUAGAUCACUGGCAGAUUUUGAAAAGGCCCUGACAGAUUAUCGGGCAGAGCUCCGGGAUGACCCAAUCAUCAGUACACACUUGGCCAAGUUGUAUGAUAACUUACUGGAACAGAAUCUGAUCCGAGUCAUUGAGCCUUUUUCCCGAGUUCAGAUUGAACACAUAUCUAGCCUCAUCAAACUCUCUAAGGCCGACGUGGAAAGGAAAUUAUCACAGAUGAUUCUUGACAAGAAAUUUCAUGGGAUCUUGGACCAGGGGGAGGGUGUCUUGAUUAUUUUCGAUGAACCCCCAGUAGAUAAAACUUACGAAGCUGCUCUGGAAACCAUUCAGAACAUGAGUAAAGUAGUGGAUUCCCUCUACAACAAAGCCAAGAAACUGACAUAGAGUUGGAUCUGUAGCGGUCCUUUGGAGAGUGUGUGUGGCGGGAGAGUGAAACCUUUGGGGAAAAUGCUAGGAGAUUCUUUUUUCUUUUUGUUCUACUUUUCGCUCGGAAAGUUUUUAAAUCCUCAUUUGGUGCAUCUGUAUUCCAGCCAAUAGGUGUGCCAGUUUUCAUGUAAUCUUUACUGGCCCAACUUGGGAGUGGGGAAAUUGCUUAAAAAAAAAGAAAAAGAAAAAAAAAAGGUUAUUCUGAAUAAAAGGAAAAAGGCUUACACUACCUAAAGCUGUGCUCUCUGCCUCCUGGGAGAGGGCCGCAAAGCCAGGAGCCUCGUCAACCACUGGGGCUCCUAAUCCACCUGCUGGGCGUCACCUCUCCUCCUCUUCAGAAUUGGGUGUUUGCCUGACCAUCAAAGCAACGACUUUUUAUUGUUUGUACUGAACCAAAACAAACAACUGUGUAUAGACUGCUAUUUUCUUUUUUAUUUGAAAUGAGGCGUUUUGGUGUUCUUUCCCCUGCCACAUGGCCUGUCACCUGCCCUUCCCCCCCAACAAUGGCUCCAGCAGACUGGCCCGAGGGCCUGCCGCCGCCGCCGCCACCGCAGCAGCACCUGCACAGCUCCGAGCUGACCUGUGGAGGAAUGGGGACGAGGCCAGGAGCUAGUGUCCACAAGGGCCACACGGGAGCAGUGUGGGCCCUCAGGGGGCCUGCUGUGCAUGUGGCUCUUUUUAACACAGUAAACUAGAUUAGACGUCAGUGUUUUAAUUGCCCUCUCUGCUCUUCUCUCUGUCCCUUCUCUUUCCCCUCUCCACCAGGAGACCAUCACAUGUCUCUUUUCCUCCCUCCUUCCCCUUCAGGGGAGUCAGGCUGUCUGAAAUCCAUCAGCUUCUCUCCCUGUCCCACUCCUCCUCCUGCUGUCAGAUGGAUUUAGUCUUUUUUUAACCAAGUGAACAUUGAAAAUGAGACUGUGGGGUGUGGGUUUUCUUUUUUUUCUUUCGUUUUUGUUUUUUAAACCUUUGUUGUUGGGUUUUUGAGCAACCUCAUGUCCCCCUCCCAGGGAGCUGCUUUAUUUACCUCUUAGAAACUGAACGGCUGGGAGGUAGAGCGUUGUAUUUCAGCAUGCUUUGUGUUAUGAUGAGAUCACGUAGUGAGGCUUUCGUGCCAUUUGGGCAGGUGAGCUUCUGCACCUCUGCCGUGCCCAGCGAUAUUUCUUCCUCCUCAUUUUUUUUGUCUUCUCUUUUCCUCCUCCCCUCAUGCCUCCUUCCUGCUGGCCUCCUUUUCUCUUUCUUUUCCUUUCUCAGAUUAUCCUUCCAGGUUUUCGUAAUAAAUUUAUAUUUUGUAAAAGGAUUUUGUUGUACCAGGUUUUGCAUCCUCACUGAAUCUGACUGGCUUUUACUUUCCUCUCCAGAAUCAGGUUUUUGUUCUCAACAUCUCUUCCCAUCAUGUCCAGUCACUGUUUUGGUUUUGGCACCAUCAAUAUCAAAUGUACAAACGGUUCUUGCUAACCAACACCAGGUAUAUCUGAUGUUCAGAUGAGUUCCAAUAAAAACAAUUUUUUUUUUCAAAAA